Messenger RNA from Dermacentor silvarum, 2376 nucleotides. RefSeq lists its product as uncharacterized. The coding region runs from base 21 to 440 and encodes 139 amino acids. The record is from RefSeq and is a predicted model, not a curated record. NCBI's taxonomy places the organism in Eukaryota, Metazoa, Arthropoda, Arachnida, Ixodida, Ixodidae. The transcript has 3 exons.
UUUCUAUAAGUUCUUCCAGCAUGACGCCGCAGCUUUUUGACAAGCUAUUGAGCUUUGUCGCAGAGGACCUCACACGGCAGCACCACAUUCGAGAACCCCUGGAGCCUGGAGAACGACUUGCUAUAGCAUUGAGCUACUUGGCAUCCGGGCAAGACAUAAAAGACGUUGCCUUGGCUUACCGUGUGGGGAUUGAGACGGCUAGAGUGUGCAUUCAUGUGGCCUGUCGAGCAAUCUGGGCAAGGCUCAAAGACCACUACAUGAAGAAGGAACACUGCCCAGCGUCCCUUGCUUGUGACUGCCUGCUGAGGGCAGCGAUGUUUGUGACUGCUGCCUGCUGUGGUGUGCCUCAGAAGUCUCCGGAACCAGCACAUCUUGAAGCACCGGUGAUUCCAGAGAUUCCAAAAUGUCCUGGGAUUCCAGUGACUCAUGUGACACCGUAGACAGUGUCGCUUGCGACGCUUCACCGGAUGGUGACGGCACCUCAAGCGAUGCCAGAUCAGAAAACUGGCACAUCUUUGUUAAAAUGUCCGCAGCGCUUUCCUCCUCACUCGAUGGGGGCACAGAUGGAAGGUUGCCUGAUGUCCUGCAUGUGAGCGUAUUAAGGUUUGCACAUAUUGCAAAAGUGCAAAUAAUGUGCCGGUCUAAGGGCAAAAAUAUGUAAUGGCUCAAGCCCAUCCACAUUUGUUUUAAGGUGUCAUUUUAUUAGAAAGCAACGCCGAAACUCUGAGUCAGUUUUGUAGAGCUUGCGUACACAACCAGAAUGAACAUUUUUUGCAUGCACUGAAAUGUAGCUUUUGUAUUUUUCUUUUUUUUUUGCUUCUCAUACAUUUAAGCAGUUCCCCAUGAGAUCUGCGUGCCUAACGCCUAGUGAUACCUUGUACUCGAAAGAGUGCAUAUCUGGAAUGCUUCAGUUUCGAAAUACAUCAAUUAGCAUUCCACUACACUUAAUCAGUGUGCCCACUUAAUAAAUUUCAUAUUGAAAGAUGUAUGUUUCUACUCUCUCAACAUUCAGUAAUAGUAUUGUUAUGUCAUGUUUUAACAUGAGGCUUUUUCCUGUUGUUACAGUUUCUUACUUGAAAUGUUCUCGGCUUGUAACUGUUUUCCUUUCAUUUGUUUUUAAACUUCACGCCAUACUAAACUGUUUUUCUUAAUUCAGUGUAUGUAUAAACACAGUGCAAAGCUAUGUAAAAUGUAGCAGUCAGUGCAGUUGUUGUUUGUAUUUAGGAAGUUUUGUAUAAUCAUGUUUGUCACCUUGCCAUCUGCCAUGCAAGGUUUUUUGUUGGCCCAGUGAAGCUGAUUUUAGCGAGCGAAACCCUCCAGAAGGUUUCUUAAACAAAAGCUUUCUUUGCCUCUUCUUUCGACUUUCCCACCGCUGCUGCUGCUGUUUUGCCAAAUAGGUCUUACUUAAGGCAUUAUACUGAAAUUAAUGUAGUCGUUGAACCACUGUCAUCCCUGCUGACUGCCGGCUACAGUCUUGCACGAGUGACCACUACCGGACAUAGUGCAAAUACCGGAUAUAAUAACGUAAACAGAUCGUGGUUUAGACACGUAAAAUUCCAGUAAUAACUUUUUCCACAGUGCAAAUAAGAGUAAACUGGAUCGUGUAGUCUCUACUGGGAAAUGUCUGCUAAGCAGUAACAGCGUUCUCCACAAACAUUGUGAAAGCAUUGCUUAAACCAAUAACCACAUCGCUUGGGAUCCACAAAGUCACCGCAGGCUGAUAAUUAGGUAAGGACACCGCUGAGCAGACACAAAAACCAGCAUUAUCAAUCACACAGCUGACAAUGCCGUCAAUACUUUGGUGCAUUUAUUCCUACAGCAUGAGGGCACUGAAUGAAUCCUUGAGCGAGCUAGGUAAAAUUUGAUUGUUUGUGAUGGAGCACUGAUUUGCACAGGGCUGGCUAGCAACAAAACGCAAAAUUAAAGCUGCUCAUUGCAGUGCCCCAGACAGACGUGAAUAUAGCAAUAUUCAAUGCGCGGCUAAAUACUGCUAUGCACUUGCACGCUGCCUUUUAGGAUCAGUGCAUAGAAUCAAAGGAAACCACUUGCACCUAACACAACGCAUGCCUCUUGUGGUAUGAAUGACUAUUGCCAAAGUUUUUCUUUUUUUUUUGUGUGUGUGUGUGUGUGUGUGUGUGUGUGUGUGUGUGUGUGUGUGUGUGUGUGUGCGCGCGCGCGCAUCAGGCAAGUCCUUUUCUUUUAGAUUGUCCUGCUAGUUUGUAUGUGCUAUUCUCUGCACUUCUGUCCUGUGCUUUAUUAUAUUAGGUUUUUAUGUGCUACUUUAGGUGUUAUUUUGUACUUGUUUUUCUGCUUUCUCUGCUCCCCACUGCAAGCAAAAACCGGCUUUGUGGGUACCUAAAUAAAUAUACAAAACUA